This is a messenger RNA of Ciona intestinalis (vase tunicate), 4204 nucleotides long. Its product is annotated as protein broad-minded-like. NCBI's taxonomy places the organism in Eukaryota, Metazoa, Chordata, Ascidiacea, Phlebobranchia, Cionidae. The record is from RefSeq and is a predicted model, not a curated record. Gene Ontology annotation, biological process: non-motile cilium assembly.
GAAAAAGCCAAAAAUGGCGCUGCCUGGUACGGGAACUUUAAAAAUGUAGGAGACUGUUUGUGUGACUAAAAUAAUGGCUUCAGCUGAAGACGAGGUGUUAACUGGCUUGCAUCAGCUUCUUAAAAAUAUUGAGCCGACACUGAAAAGUGCAUCGGGAUCACUGGAUGUUGCGGAGGAUGUUUUGCUACAUUUGGAAGAAACAGAUGAGAGUUUUCACAAGCAUGACUUUGUAAAAUACAUCCGGGAAAAUAUAGAGACUUACAUCGGCCCACUAGUGGAUGAAGAAAUUGAAAAACGAAGCAUCUCUGGUGCCCCUAACUCCGUCUCCCGGCAAGAGACUCUUGUUCAAGCUGUUGCUGAAAGUGCUGUUGAAUCUAGACUUUUCUCAGAUUUGACGCAGAAGAUUUGCUCUUCCACAUCUUCCGCUGCCAACACGCUCCUGAGGAGCUUGGAUGAGGAGCACAACAGCAUGGGAAGUGAUGAAGAGGUGGAGAGCCAAUUAAGCAAGAGGAUGAGGUCUGUCUUCAGUGAAGGAGCAUCCACGUGUGGGUCUUCUUUUAAUCAAGGGAUGUUUUUCAUGAGCCAGGAGCAAUUCCACUGCAUUGCUGAUGAGAUGGACUGCAGAAAACCUAUAGAUAUUCGUCGAGACGCAUUGACAAGGUUAUGCCAUGUCCCCCCUUCUGAUGUGAUGGCCAGUGAAAGUUGGUCACAACUUCGUGUCUCAUUAAUGGAUGCGUUAGCUGAUCCUGAUCCAUUCCUAUCACACACUACACUAAGUUUUCAUGCAAAAAUGUUUGCCGUUUCCAACUACCAAAUAAUGCGCGAGACAUACACAUGCUUGGCUGAACAUCUGAUAAGAUGGUUCAAAUCUUCAUCUCAAAGUCUUCCUAGUAUUUAUGAACCUCUUGACAUCACCAAAUCUGAAGUAGUACUGCUAAUAAAAAGAAUACGUCUCCUGAAUGAGUUUCAAUGUGAAGUCCCUUCUAUAUGGGUUCGAUAUCCAGAAAGUUUUCUUGAAGUCAUUGUUGACAGCAGUUUAUCUUUGCUCUGUCUGCAACUUAAACUGGGCAAAAACAGCAACAACAGUGACAAACUGACAGCUCUGCACUUUCUUUCUUUGAUUGACAUACGUGCAAACUGGUUUAGGAAAUGGCUUCAUGGGAAUUACAGCAGAGCCACACUUAUUAACUCGUUAGAAGGAAAAUACCAGCCAGUUCUUCAGGAUGCUGUGUUGCAAUGUUUAACUUUCUGCCGAGACAGUCUUUCUAAACCAAAGUCUCACCCCCACCAUACACCCCAGGAUGGAAGAAGAACCACAUACACACCAAAUGAAAUCCGAUACGCUCGAUUUGUUCACUCGUUGUGCUUCGUAUCUCGCCUCCUCUUCUAUACAGGAGGAAGAGAGCUCUUCCCAGUCAGCAUUGAUAUCUUCCCGCAUCCAAUAUCAGUCCAACAUCUUCUUAUAUCUUGGAUUCAGCUUAUUGGGCUGGCAAAAUCAAAACCAAAGCACGGCCAUAAGGCUUAUGAACCAGCAUCAUUGGUGUGCAAGGCGAUUUGCAACUUAUGUUUAUCUAAUGCAUUCGUUGAACAAUGUGUUGGAGAUGAAGUUAUUUCUGUUCUUCUUAUUCCUAUCAGGACAUGGCUUGAACCAUCAAGUAAAAGAUACAGUGAGAGCUGUAUGCUCCAUAUUGCUGAGAUACUUGCUUGUCUGACAUCAACAUGUGCUGGAAGAAAACUUUUACUUCAUGGAAGUGGCUCAGAAAAGAAAUCAGCCGCUGCUCAUGUUAUUGCUGAGUUUGCUCAAAAGUCACUGAAUUCCAAACUUCCCUCGGGCACCCUGCAAUCAGCUGGUAAUAUACCAAGCUACUCCGUUGUUGGGGCAUUCGUAUUUGUGUGUCGGCAAAUGUAUAAUGUAUGUGAAGGCUUACUGUUGCUGCUGGAGUACAAUUUGCAUCAAGGAAUUGCUGCCGCUUGGAAACAGGCUCAUGAAAAAUGGGGUGACAGCCAUGCUGUGCCACUCAAAUUUGACGACUCGAAUGAAAAUAUUGACGAACAAAGUUCACCCACCCAAUCAAGCUCAAGAAACCUCGUACUUUGGGAAGAAACUUUACUUGAUAACCUUCUUAACUUUGCUGCUACUCCAAAGGGUCUUUUGCUACUCCAGCAAACUGGUGCAAUAAAUGAAUGUGUGGCGUACAUGCAUUCACGUUAUACAAAGAAGCUGCAAGUGAGCAAAUGUGAAAAGUUUGGGUAUGGUGUUAUGGUCACACAAGUUGCUGCUACUGCUGCUGGCACUUCAGCAUUAUACAAAGCUGGUUUCUUACGUGCAAUCAUCCACGAGCUGUGGAGUCAUCUGGAGCAUGCAACAGAUGAAAUAAGGAUGACAGCUCCUCGUCCUUUUCCUCUGCAUCCUAUUGAUAGAUCUGUGCAUAAGUCCUUCAUGGGGUUGGUGAAUGUUUUAAGUUCCUACCCUGCUGUACAUGAGCUAUUCUACCAACAACAACUACCCAAUAAAACUUCGUAUACUUUCCGGGAAAUGCCAGAAUCACCAAUUAAUUUAAUUGACAGGUUGGUAAUGAUCAAUUCAGAAGCAAAAAUUCACGCCUUAUUCAACUACGAACAAUCCCAUGUAUUUGGAUUAAGGUUGCUAGCUGUUCUAGCCUGUCACUUGGACAGUUGGUUACUGCUUGAAACUCAGUACAACAUACAACACACGCUGUUGGAGCUGCAAAAGAACAACAGAACCAUUGAAGGGGAAAUAAUAAUUGACCGUCUUUCCAUUGAACGCAACUAUUUGCUUGUAAAGACUCAUAUGAUAGGGGGGGAAGGUGAAAGACUUUUACCAAGUCGUUCUCUUGAUGAUAACUCACAACAGAGAAGACAGCGUCAUUAUGUGUGGCCUUUAUUUUAUCACUUUCCAAUCCCAAAAGAGUACACACCAACUAUAGCAUCACAAACUUCAAUGAAAAAAGAAAGUGCAUUGAGUCGCUUUCUUGCCUCUUCCAAAUCAUCCGAGAAAAAUCGACAAUGGUUGGAGCAGUUACGAUCCACGUUCUGCAAAGUGAUGAAGACCGCAGCAUCCACUGUAAGAGGGGGAGUGUUGAUAGAGACGAUUGAAAAAACCAUCCAAGCACUAGAGAGAAUGCCAGAGGAGAGAGUAUUUAAGAAAACUCCAACAAGAGGUCAGUUUAGAGACUCUGGUUCUGCCUCGAACAACAAUUUACAAAACAUUGGUGUAAAGCUGGCAAUCAGAUAUGGCAAGCAGAUUAAUGCAUUGAAAGCCAACCCUGAAACUGCUGCAGCAAAUCUUGUAACAGUGCUAAGGACAUGCUCACAGUUUCUUGCUCAGCAACAAAGUUAUUCUUCUGUUUUAAAACUUACAUCUGGUCCAUACCCAUGUUAUGACUGGUUCGUAAGCAGCAUCUUUCUAAUGGUGUCUGGGAGUAAGGACCGAAGUCUCUCCAUACUGAUGAAGUUAUCUGAAUUACUUUGCUCUGGUUACUUGUGGCCAGCAAGAUUGCAUGCAAGUAUUCAUCUAUCAGAAGGUGUUCGAGCGAGUGGUAUUCCUCCAGUAUUUUCAUGCACAGGACAUCAUGUUGAACUUAUUCUGCAGGCUGAACACCCUUUAAUUUACUCAGCAUUCCGCAUGAGUGGGUACACCCCAUCACAGAUUACCCAGCAUUGGUUAACCCAGUGUUUCUGGAACUAUCUGACAUGGACACAAGUCACUCACUAUAUUGUUACCGUUAUAACAAUGGGAUGUGAUUAUCAGGUUUACAUCUGUGUCAGCAUAUUGAAACAUCUUCAACAUGAAAUUUUAAGUCACCGUCAAACACAAGAUCUUCAAGUAUUUCUUAAGGAAAACCCAAUAGAAGGAUUUGUUGUGUCCGAGUGGUUUGAUUACAUGAACAAACUGGAACAAACAUAUAGGAAUACAGUUCUUACCUCAAUGCGAAACAUAGCUUGACAAACCUCAAUAUUAUAACAUCUAAAAUGACCUGACAAUCCAGUUUAAGCGAGAUGGAAGCUGAAAAAAGAACAGAUUUGCUCAUAGGUGUUGCAACAUGCGUCAUUCCUUUUAAAAUAAUUUUCAUGUUUUUGGAUGCUUUGGUUUUGAACACAAUCAUAUUUACAUGUGGGCUAUGAAGCUUUGUACCCAAAUCACUGUGAAUUUUAUUAAUAAAACAUAGAACUGACUGUUUCA